Messenger RNA from Lactuca saligna, 969 nucleotides. The record is from the annotation of a GenBank genome assembly. NCBI's taxonomy places the organism in Eukaryota, Viridiplantae, Streptophyta, Magnoliopsida, Asterales, Asteraceae.
AUGGGAAGCGGGCUACUCCCCGAAAAUGCCCCGCCCCUAGGUUCAUUUGUCGUUGGGGCUAAAAAUCUUCCUUGCUCGUUCCUAGGAGUCCGCUUUCUUCGCACUCAUGAAAACAACCUGAAGCUGGAGGGACCAGGAACUAGUGGGAGUGGGAGCCAAAAUAGGGCAAGAGCACUGGAAGUCACAGUAGCAGGCAUCAUAUUAAGUUUGGCGCUAACGGAAUCCAUUUCGAGCAAAGGUAUUCUCAUAUCACGGACAAGCCGGAUCAUGAAGAAGGGAAAAGAGAGGAAGUCUAGCGCCGGUCCUAAAAGGAAGAUGCUUUGGGGCAUUCGAUAUUUGUGUUUUUCUCUGCUGGCAGGAAUGACAAGCGCUUGCAUUUGGCAAGUAUCUUCCGAAAGUGGAAAUGAAAGUAGUCUUCCGGCUUUGGAGUCUUCCUCGAGCAGUGAAUCAUUGGCUACGUUUAGAGCCGAAAUAGCGGCCGAUAACGAAGCUGAGAUUUAUGCUCGCAUACGGAGUCUCCAGAGCCGUGAUUACUACAACCUUCCUCCCCAGAAUAAUCCCGGGGAGUAUGAGGGGCUUGUUCACAAUAACUUCGAGCAAGCUAUUGAUGUGCCCCAUUAUAGGGCCAUACUUGAUAGAGAAUAUUUUGAACUCACAGUAUUAGAAAGAAAGGGUCUAUUGCAAGAUAGGCUCUUCGAUCUUAUGUUUGGUGAGCAAAAGAUUUAUCGUAUCAUGGAACUUUCGCCAUAUACGAAUAUAAGGGCGGAGGCGUACGACUUCCUUGAGGGUAAGGUGGAGCCGGUGAGCUCUUUGCAACAUUCCUUCCAACGGGAUAUCAUGGACGGGAGUCUGAAUUUCUUUAUUCAGGAUAUAAACCAAAGCGGUAGAAAUUCACAAAUAUACCGUGAAUUCUACUCCCACUUUACCGAUGAGGGAUUCCGCCUCAAGUUCGGAUUACCCCUACCUUAA